AUGCCCACCUUAAAGCAUGUCCAGAAGGUUUGGACCAAUUUUCUGAAAAAAGAGGGCUUCGAAGCCCACACGCUUUCUAGCCUCAGAUUGAUCUCCGCAUCGAAAGGGACCUGUGUAGCAGAGCUCAACGUUGCUUCUCAACACCUGAACCGACUCGGUGGUUGUCACGGCGGUCUCCUCAGCACCAUCGUUGAUGUGGGGGGUUCACUAGCCAUUGCUGCAAGUGAUAUGCACGCUACCGGUAUUUCUACAGAUCUCAAUGUUUCAUUCGUUUCCGGUGCCAAGCUUGGGGAUACUUUGUCCAUUAUUUCUCGAUGUCACAAAGUUGGAGGUUCUCUUGCGUACACAGAUGUAGAGAUCACAGUGGAUGAAAAGGUUAUUGCCCUUGGUCGCCACACCAAGUUCGUGCGAAUCGCCCAUAAAGCCAAUGCGCAGAAGAAAAUGGAUGGCGAGGAAUGA
Lobosporangium transversale is the source of this 459-nucleotide messenger RNA. Its product is annotated as HotDog domain-containing protein. The record is from RefSeq and is a predicted model, not a curated record. NCBI's taxonomy places the organism in Eukaryota, Fungi, Mortierellomycota, Mortierellomycetes, Mortierellales, Mortierellaceae. Bases 1 to 459 code for a protein of 152 amino acids. The transcript has 6 exons. Gene Ontology annotation, molecular function: fatty acyl-CoA hydrolase activity.